This is a messenger RNA of Uranotaenia lowii, 1394 nucleotides long. RefSeq lists its product as uncharacterized. NCBI's taxonomy places the organism in Eukaryota, Metazoa, Arthropoda, Insecta, Diptera, Culicidae. The transcript is spliced from 2 exons. The record is from RefSeq and is a predicted model, not a curated record. Bases 127 to 1332 code for a protein of 401 amino acids. Gene Ontology annotation, cellular component: RNA polymerase I complex. Gene Ontology annotation, biological process: RNA polymerase I preinitiation complex assembly; transcription elongation by RNA polymerase I; nucleolar large rRNA transcription by RNA polymerase I. Gene Ontology annotation, molecular function: DNA binding.
UUAUAUCCAAAAAUGUAAACAAAGCAACGUGCUUGAAGUUCUUCAGGCCGGUUUUAUAAUCUUUGGAUUGAAAUUAUUGGAAAAAUCGGAGAAAUCGGGCUAGUUUUACAAUUUGUUGGUGGCAAAAUGAAGACUUCUAAAAUUACGGACAUCGUUGGACUGGAACGGAAUCGAGAUAAUCCCAUUUUGUUAAAUUUCCAAAACGCAGAAAUGGGCUACAAAAACGACGCCAGCAUCGAGUGCUUCCGUGCCGAGGACACGGACCGAUUGGCGCAGGCGGCUGCAGCUGCAGUAAAUGGAAGCGACGACUCGAAACCGGCCCGGAUGGCUGUGGUCAUCAGCGAUCAGCAGGUUUACCGAGGAUAUCUGGGAGAAAAUCUCCCCUCGUCGAUGAACACUUUUGUCGCGGUUCGAAACAGGAAAACGGGUAAAAUGAGGUUGAUACAGGUCGAGAGCUGUAACAUGCUGAAUUCGUGCUACGACGACAAUAAGAACAAGUUCCAGGAUGACGAAAAUCGGUUGACGGUAAUGAGGAAGUUUGGUGGAAAGUUGGCCAUCAGGGCUCUGGAGCGGAUUGAACGGUCUGGCAGUAAUAUAGACGUAAUGAAUGAAACGCUGCAGGACACGUUGACGCAGUACGAUGACGAACAGUUUAAUGAGGAGGGUGAAUUUUCCAAGAACAAACUGGAGGGUGAGCUUAUUUUGGCGAGUAUGAAGCCACCGAGGAAUCCGGCUGCCCAAAGUGUUUCCGAUUUAUACCUGCUGGAGGAUCUGAUUUCGGAACCUAUAAGGCAGAAUUUAAAAACCGUUGGGUUGGGUUUGCUGGAGAAGGAUCCGGAAACGUUGGAACUGGCGAACGUUUAUCUGACCAACAAAGUAAAGGCAGCCCUGCAGAGCAAAGAACCGGACUCGGAAGCGAACGUAAGAACUCUGCAGAUUUGUCUGUUUAUGGAUGGGCUUUGUAGACUCUUAAAUCAGUGGGGAAAGUCGAUGGAGAAGUUAAAGGUUUCACCCUUCUCGAAAAAGCUGGAUGCCGAUAUCAAACAAAACUUUUCCCAGAUCAAUCAGGUGCAGAAUACCAGGACCAAGUACACAGAACAUAAGGCCAUCACGUACUAUCUGGCGCUGGCUUUCUUGUUGGACAGUUUUAUACUAAGUGUGGAUCAGAUUCACGAAGGGUUGAAGAUUUCCCGGAAGGAUCUGCUGAAGUUUGCCGCCUUUAUUGGGGGAUCACACGAUUCUGUUAAAGGCAUUUUAACGCUUAAAAUGGGAACUAGUGGACAGAAUUCGCGAUCUUUCAGCGGGAAGCCACGUUAUGGUCGACGAAAAUGAUAGAUUGGAUAGGUUUUCUAUUAACAGAAUGAAAUUUAAAAUAAAAUUUCAAGCGCAGCGGA